AUGCACGUCUGUCUGACUCUCAUCCAGCCGGCCAUGACGCCCAUCACCCCGCUGGAACCCAGCGAGAUGUUCGAGCGCGGCAAAUCGCAAUCGCUCUUCAUCGGCCCCGUCUCUGCGCGGACCUCGCUGGAGCGACCAGUCUCCCACAUCAGCGAAACAUACACCGACAUUGAAGACGAUUCGAGUGAUUUCGAGGAGUAUAGCCUCCGCUCUUCUAACGACAACCGCAAGAGCCAGACCACAAUCUCCACAUUCGAAGAGGUACAAACACCAAGAGACGAAAUUCGGCCCCAGUUCGCGGAAUGGUACCUUCCCAAGUCCGUAGAGGGUCCAAGAGGCCCUCAUCUGUUUCGAUCUUCCCAGUCCUCGGGCGAUUUUGAUUUCGCUCUGCAGCUGUCCCCUCUGUUUCCCAAAGAGCCUCCUUCUCGCAUCCAGACCUCCUUCCGAGAAGCGACUCCGGAGACGGUCGUCCCAAGAAGAGAGUACAACAAUAUCGCCUCGGCUGUUGCUCACCUUGAUGGCGCAGAAGUACGUGCGUGGACUUCUCAAGAAGUCGCGACUUGGAUGUACCAGAAUGGUUUUGAAGACGAUAUCAUCGACCGGUUCGAGGCUCAUGACAUCACGGGAGCAGUCUUACUCGACCUACAGUUCGAUGAUCUGAAGGAGCUCGAGAUCCAAUCUUUUGGUAAACGCCACGAGUUGUGGAAUCAAAUCGAUUCGCUGCGGACAUCCGAGGGGCUUAUUUCACCCGUGGCUGCAGUACCGACUCCCUUCGAAGACACUGAGCGACCCUGCACAGGAGCAAGGCAGAGAUCAAAGAGCAAGAACAGGGAGCGACGCCAUCGCGACAAGUCUCGGGGUGUCGAAUGCGACGGCGAGGAUGCGAAGACGCCCAUUACCCCAGGAGGUGGCCGCAGACGAAGGGGUCGACGACACCGCAACGCCGGUGACGACAUCAUCACACCAGCUGAGUCCGUUUCCAUUGUGGCCAUUGAGCAGCUACUGCCAAAGCCUCAUAAAUGCGCCAAGGGCGAGCGGUGUGCCAAAUGGAGGAAACAGCAGAGACAACUUGCGAGACUCCAGGAAGAGCACGGCUUCCCAAUCUCACCUGAGAACGGAGGGCACAUAUUCAUUGCUGGAGAUCCCGGCAAUGCAGAUACUGCAGCUCGGGCAGUUGACGAUGUCUACCGUCCGACUUCAGAUGCCAUUCCGUCUGUUGUAGCAUCUUCCGAUCUGCUUGGACCCGGCCAGCUGCCCGAGUUCGACUUGAAGGAAGAUGCACUGCGGGAGCUAACGUCGCGCGAUCCGCAAGACAACGUACGUCAGUUCCUUACCCUGCAAGGUGUUCAACAGCCAUACGCCACAGCCACGCCUAUCGAGGCUCCUCCGACACCACCGGUGGACAUGUUCCCCCCUCGCCCGUCAACCGUACAACCUUAUCACUAUUACCAGCAUCGUUCAGCUUUCUCAGCAUCUACAUCAGCACAUACGUCUACUUCGUUCGACCUUCCCAAUCCCGCCCUCCAUCCUCCAGAAUUCACCCCUGGCCCCCACUUCAAUCUGAAGACCCUCCCUAAGCUCAGCAUUCCGCCUCCUCGCUCCAUGUCUGCGGGGCCUCAAUGUAACGCUCCUCGUAGCGCUGUUCAUGCUAGUCCCCAGGUAGCACCAGAUACCGCUUUCUCGCCAUGCAGGACAGCAUCCCCAGGUGGCGUCUACCGAUUUGGCACGCCUUUCUCCGAGAUGGAUGCUCCAGUGACAGCGGUUCCAGCAGGGCCUGUUUCACGUGAUACAAGCCAAUCGGUGCCACCCAACAUGCAGUACAGGGACCCGGUGCAGCGAGCCGGGUCACGAGUCGACUGGCGCCGGCCCUCAUUGCCUCUCCCGGCGCUCAACGAAGACCAAGUGUUCAGCCCAACAGGUCCGCCCGACGGGGACUCUGACACCUUGAAUGAGACGCAGUUCUCCGGUGAAGACAGCCCAGCGUAUGAUCCCGCUUUGACCGCGAAAGGCCCUUUCAAGGGAGGGUUCGUCUACAACGGCGUGAAUCACUAUGGCUGGAUGAAGAAGCGGCGCACCAAGUUGCUCCGCCAUGAGUGGCAGGACCACCAUUUUCGUCUGCAGGGCACAACGCUUGCCAUGCAUGCGAACGAGCUCCCCUCGUCGUCCGCACUGCAGACAAUCGACGUGGACGACUACGCUGUCGCUUGCUCGUCGCUUGCGUCGAACAAGCUUUCUGCCAAACUCCGUGCGUUGAAGCUCACCUCUGGGCACAAGGACAAGAAUGGCGCUCCCGCUGCCUUCGAAUUCCAGCUCGUGCCCACGGCGCCCGGCAUGGGCGAGAUCAGAAAGGUGCUGCCCAGUGGCAAAGUACACCAUUUUGCCGUCACGUCGCGCGACGGCCGCAUUGACUGGAUGCGCGAGCUCAUGCUGGCGAAAGCGCUAAAGGCCAAAAGUGACGGCUACGCUGUCGUUAUCAACGGUGCUGCUGUCUAG
Didymosphaeria variabile is the source of this 2493-nucleotide messenger RNA. RefSeq lists its product as uncharacterized. NCBI's taxonomy places the organism in Eukaryota, Fungi, Ascomycota, Dothideomycetes, Pleosporales, Didymosphaeriaceae. The record is from RefSeq and is a predicted model, not a curated record. The coding region runs from base 1 to 2493 and encodes 830 amino acids. The transcript has 2 exons. Gene Ontology annotation, molecular function: protein binding.